AUGCUGGCAUCGUUCGUGGCCGUGGCGCUGAGCACUGCGUUAGCUGUGCAAGGCCAGAGCUUCUCAAACCCCAUAAUCUAUGAGGAUUUCCCCGACAACGACAUUUUCCGGGGUCCAGAUGGAUCUUACUACUUCUCGGCAUCGAGUUUUCACUACUCGCCGGGGGCGCCCAUCUUGCAAUCAUGGGAUCUUGUCAAUUGGGAAUUGAUCGGACACUCAGUUCCCACCCUUGAUUUUGGCUCCAAUUACGAUAGCCAGUCUGCAUAUAAUCUGGGGACAUGGGCGUCGACACUCCGAUACCGUGAAAGCAAUGAUCAGUGGUACUGGAUUGGGUGUGCCAACUUCUGGACCACCUAUGUCUAUACCUCUCCAUCCGCCACGGGGCCAUGGAAACAGUCAUCCAGUUUCCAACCCUGCUUUUAUGAUUGCGGCUUGUUGAUCGACGACGACGAUACGAUGUAUGUGGCGUAUGGAAGCAACAAUCGUGGUGCGGACUCAGCAGGUAUUUUCGUUUCCGUCUGA
Molecule: messenger RNA, 522 nt
Organism: Aspergillus terreus NIH2624
Lineage: Eukaryota; Fungi; Ascomycota; Eurotiomycetes; Eurotiales; Aspergillaceae
Exons: 2
Coding region: 1-522 (173 amino acids)
Biological process (GO): carbohydrate metabolic process
Molecular function (GO): hydrolase activity, hydrolyzing O-glycosyl compounds
Source: RefSeq, a predicted model, not a curated record